Pelagomonas calceolata is the source of this 672-nucleotide messenger RNA. Lineage: Eukaryota; Pelagophyceae; Pelagomonadales; Pelagomonadaceae. The record is from the annotation of a GenBank genome assembly.
GGGGUGGGUAAACAUAGGCUAUGCGGGGUUGGUUGAGCCGGUAAGAGGAGUUAGCUUUUUAGGAAACAAAGGCCCUAGCUCCGCGCCUGGGCAUCACCCAGCAACAAAUCCACUGACAAAGAAAGGCCAUAAUAGCCGGGGAACAGGCUCGAAAAGACGCGGCAGCAAUUGGGCUGCGUCUCGCUGAGAAAACGGCCAAAAACCAUGAAAAAUGACACUCGAUCGGCUUUUUUGGCGCCGUUUCGCGCCGAUCGGGCCACCGCAGAGUCGGAUAUCAUCGCCCACAUGGCCGUCGACGAUCUGAGACAAUUUGCGGCGGCAGCGGCCCAUCGGAUGUCGGUCUAUUCGGUGUCCGCGUUUCUCGCCGAGACGCUGUUUUUGGUGAAAACGCCACCAAAGGCGCCGAGAUUUGGCUCGGGCCUUCCCAGCUACCACGUCGGGCAUCUCCGAGAUUUUGGGGCGCAACGGCCGCGCGGCUGCCGCAAAAAAGCGUUUCGGGCAGCCUAUGCUCGCAAAAUCGAGCUUUUUACCUGCUGCCCCUCUGGUGCCGCAAAUUGGCUUGAUGGAAUCAGCGCCGGCAUGGCUUCCAUUUAAGCCCGUUUGGGACACCAGAGGUGCAGUUGCGGCUGAUAUUGGGGCCCUGGCGAGCGCGUUUUGGGCCGCGUUUUUGUG